CCAUAGAAGGGGCUCACUAUGGCUUUAAUGCUAUAUCAGCUUCUCACAACUCCCAAAUGCUUGCUCUCCAACAUUGUAUACUCAUGAAUGAGACAUGCAGAUAGUGGUAAAAAUGUGAAAAAGGUGCAUCCGGUGUUGAAAUAGACAGAGUGUCAGUGUCUGUGAUGGAAGGAGAUUCAGUCACUCUACACACUGAUGUUAAAACAAAACAACGAGACAGAAUUAGAUGGUAUUUCAAUGACACACGCAUCGCUCAAAUCACUGGAGAUCUCAGUAAGACCUGUACAGAUGUUCAGUGUAAUGAAGAUACUGAGAGAUUCAGAGACAGACUGAAGCUGGAUCAUCAGACUGGAUCUCUGACCAUCAUGAACAUCAGAAACACAGACUCUGGAGAUUAUCAUCUAGAGACCAUAAUCAGCGGCAGCAUCAGUGAAAAGAUCUUCAAUGUCACUAUCACUGGAGGUCCUGGCUCAAAGGCAGUGCAAAUGAAGAGAACGAUGGAGAUGAAGGGAGCAUCAGACACUUUAAACAAUGGAGAGGCCAAAACCAGUGGCUCUGAUGACGGAGAUGAAGCCCCUGUUCUAUCAGCUAUAAAAACUUCAGCAUCGGAUCAAUAUUCGGGUAAUUUAAGACUAGGAGUAACUGUUGGUGUAAUCCUGGUACUGGUCAUGGCUGUUGGUGUGAUUUACUGUCGCUGCAGGAAGCAUAAGCAAAAAAGAAGAAAUGUAAGUAUUACACAUGAAAAAGUAAGAGAAAAAUAAUUCACUUUAUCAUGC
Molecule: messenger RNA, 776 nt
Organism: Cyprinus carpio (common carp)
Lineage: Eukaryota; Metazoa; Chordata; Actinopteri; Cypriniformes; Cyprinidae
Exons: 5
Coding region: 165-761 (198 amino acids)
Source: RefSeq, a predicted model, not a curated record